GUUUCCUUUCCUAAGCCCCAUCUGCCGCCGACCUUACUAGACUGGGUAACCUGACACCCGGUAUCUAAUAAUAAAAGUACGAUAAAUCGAAUCGGAAUGGAUUCGGUUCGAUGCUGGCGUUAGACACUCGACGCCGCGUCUUAUGCCUAUCCACCGUUAACCUGUUGCCAAGAAGCCAUUGUCGAUCAAACACCCAUUCUCCGGUGAACCGGAUCAUACUACUUACUACAUACUACGAAGUAGGGAGCUGUCGUGUACGUCAGCUGAACGGGAUUGCCCAACCCAGCCGUGCUCCAUAGGUCUUAGGUCUGCCGACACCCCGACACGCAAGCCAAGACGACACUUCACCUCAUCUCCCCAGUCUCGCCUUUGGGUCAUGUACCUGCGCCUGUUCCGGUGAAUGAAUGUGGCAACGGUAUUGUGGACGCACAGCCAAUCGUCAAUAGUUGCUGGGCGGGCCAUUGGCCUGUCCUCUGUCUCCUCUCACAGACACAACUCUCCAUUUCACAUGUUUACGUAUCCCAAUCUCUUGAUGCCGAUGCCAUCAGAACCACUGCUCUUUGAAAGCGGAUAUGUCACUGCUGUGGUAGCCAACUUAUCCUUCUCCACCGUUCUCUCCCUGAUCAUCUGUGUCGCAGGCACGAGGUUCAGUAUAGGGCCGAACUUGAGCCCAAAACGCAUGUUCCGUGACUUGCCGUUGUUAUUGGUUCCGUUCUCAAAAUCCCUCAUACGAUUAUUUUAUUUGGCCAUCGCGGCAAUUAAAGAUAAGGACGCGGCUUCCAGUCGAGUUGUUCUAGUCCAGUGGCGGAGACGACGGCUAGCAGCAUGGCAGCGGAUCUUCGAAAUUAGUACGCGUCUGCCGAUGAUGAAUCCCACUCGUGGGCUUCCUCUUCCAGCUGGCAUGGCCGGUGGGCAACCUUACGGCGUAGCUCUGGCACUGGUCAGCUAACCCUAGGCCUUGUCUUGGAUGGGUCGAUAUGAGCCUGUCAGGAUCGGCGUGUGAUGCUCUGCAGUGACAGACUCUCUACGGGCAUGUCAAAUGCUCUUAUUUCAGUUUCGCCAGGCCGCGCAGGCAGUGUGGAACCUUUAACAAAAAAAAACCAAUGAUGC
Molecule: messenger RNA, 1110 nt
Organism: Ilyonectria robusta
Lineage: Eukaryota; Fungi; Ascomycota; Sordariomycetes; Hypocreales; Nectriaceae
Exons: 2
Coding region: 401-949 (182 amino acids)
Source: RefSeq, a predicted model, not a curated record